Molecule: messenger RNA, 2893 nt
Organism: Trichoplusia ni (cabbage looper)
Lineage: Eukaryota; Metazoa; Arthropoda; Insecta; Lepidoptera; Noctuidae
Product: tenascin-X-like
Exons: 3
Coding region: 117-2699 (860 amino acids)
Source: RefSeq, a predicted model, not a curated record
UCAGCUCUCGUUAUCAGUCAGUUUAUAACAGCGAAGUAGAAAGCGUUGAUAAAUAAACGUGCGAUUCAAUUGUUUUUAUUGUUUUCGAUCCGUGUUAAUAGAACAAGUACCUCAAAAUGCCGUGCUGCCAAGGACCAGUCAAGAACACUUUCAUUUGCGACCGUGCCGAAUGUCUCUGCAUUCCAACCGGUGGCAAGCCCUACGUAUGCUUGGCCAAAGACAACCAAGGGAAAAUCGUGAAAUGCAAUGACUGCAAAACAAUCCAAGUAGAUGACGAAUGGAAAUGUGUUGACGCUUCCUGCAUCUGCCUCCCAUCUGAAGGCAAGAAUUGCAUUUGUGUCUGUAGUGACGAAACAGGCGAAAUUAAAUCCUGCAACGACUGUAUCUGCAAGGAUCCUGAACAAUCUGAAGCAAUGAAGAAAUGUGAUAAAUCUGGAUGUGUUUGUAUUCCUACUGAUGGGAAAUCUUGCAUCUGUGUGUGCAAGAACAGGGAAGGCAAGAUCGUGAAAUGCAGUGACUGCAAGUGUGAUGGCAACGGGAAGUGUGAUAAAUCUGGUUGCGUUUGCUUACCAACUGAAGGGGCUAAAUGUGUCUGCGUUUGCUGUGACGAAAAGGGAGAGUUUAAGGUCUGCAAGGACUGUUUUUGCGACUCAAAAGUAGAAGAUAACCCGAAGUGUAGCAAAGCAGCAUGCGUUUGUUUCCUUACUGAUGGUAAGUCUUGCAUCUGUGUGUGCAAGAACAGCGAAGGCAAGAUUGUGAAAUGCAGCGACUGCAAAUGUGAUGACAAUGGGAAAUGUGACAAGGCUGGCUGCGUUGUUUUGCCAACUGAUGGGGCUAAAUGUGUCUGCGUAUGCUGUGACGAAAAGGGAGAGUUUAAGGUCUGCAAGGACUGUUCUUGCGACUCCAAAGCAGAUGAUGCCCCAAAAUGUAGCAAGGCUGCAUGCGUUUGCAUCUUAACCGAUGGGAAAUCCUGCAUCUGUGUGUGCAAGAACAGCGAAGGCAAGGUAGUGAAAUGCAGCGACUGCAAGUGUGAUGGCAACGGGAAGUGUGAUAAAUCUGGUUGCGUUUGCUUACCAUCUGAAGGGGCUAAAUGUGUCUGCGUUUGCUGUGACGAAAAGGGACAGUUUAAGGUCUGCAAAGACUGUUCUUGCGACUCAGAAGUAGAAGAUAACCCGAAGUGUAGCAAAGCAGCAUGCGUUUGUUUCCUAACUAAUGGGAAGUCUUGCAUUUGUGUGUGCAAGAACAGCGAAGGCAAGAUUGUGAAAUGCAGUGACUGCAAGUGUGAUGGCAACGGGAAGUGUGAUAAAUCUGGCUGCGUUUGCUUAACAACUGAAGGGGCUAAAUGUGUCUGCGUUUGCUGUGACGAAAAGGGAGAGUUUAAGAUCUGCAAGGACUGUUCUUGUGACUCAAACGCAGAAAAUGCUCCAAAAUGUAGCAAGGCUGCAUGCGUUUGUAUCCUAACUGAUGGAAAAUCUUGCAUCUGUGUGUGCAAAAACAGCGACGGCAAGAUAGUGAGAUGUGACGACUGCAAGUGCGAUGGAAAUGGGAAAUGCGACAAGGCUGGCUGCGUUGUUUUGCCAACUGAUGGGGCUAAAUGUGUCUGCGUUUGCUGUGACGAAAAGGGAGAGUUUAAGAUCUGCAAGGACUGUUCUUGUGACUCAAACGCAGAAAAUGCUCCAAAAUGUAGCAAGGCUGCAUGCGUUUGUAUCCUAACUGAUGGAAAAUCUUGCAUCUGUGUGUGCAAGAACAGCGACGGCAAGAUUGUGAAAUGCGACGACUGCAAGUGCGAUGGCAAUGGGAAAUGUGACAAGGCUAGCUGCGUUGUUUUGCCAACUGAUGGGGCAGCGUGUGUCUGCGUGUGUUGUGACGAAAAGGGCGAAUUUAAGGUCUGUAACGAUUGUUCUUGCGACUCCAAAGCAGAUGAUGCCACAAAAUGUAGCAAGGCUGCGUGUGUUUGCAUCUUAACCGAUGGAAAAUCUUGCAUCUGUGUGUGCAAGAACAGCGAAGGCAAGAUUGUGAAAUGCAGUGACUGCAAGUGUGAUGGCAACGGGAAGUGUGAUAAAUCUGGUUGCGUUUGCUUACCAACUGAAGGGGCUAAAUGUGUCUGCGUUUGCUCUGACGAAAAGGGAGAGUUUAAGAUCUGCAAAGACUGUUCUUGCGACUCUAAGGCAGAAGAUGCUCCAAAAUGUAGCAAGGCUGCAUGCGUUUGUAUCCUAACUGAUGGAAAAUCUUGCAUCUGUGUGUGCAAGAACAGCGACGGCAAGAUAGUGAGAUGCGACGACUGCAAGUGCGAUGGCAAUGGGAAAUGCGACAAGGCUGGCUGCGUUGUUUUGCCAACUGAUGGGGCAGCAUGCGUCUGCGUGUGCUGUGACGAAAAGGGCGAGUUUAAGGUCUGCAAGGACUGUUCUUGCGACUUAAAAGCAGAAGAUUCCCCAAAAUGCAGCAAGGCUGCAUGCGUUUGCAUCUUAACCGAUGGGAAAACCAGCAUCUGUGUGUGCAAGAACAGCGACGGCAAGAUAGUCAAAUGUGGCGACUGCAAGUGCGAUGGCAAUGGGAAAUGCGACAAGGCUGGCUGCGUUGUUUUGCCAACUGAUGGGGCAGCAUGUGUCUGCGUAUGCUGUGACGAAAACGGCGAAUUCAAGGUCUGCAAGGAUUGUUCUUGCGACUUUCAAGCGGAUGAUCGCCAAAAAUCUGUAUAAUCACUGUCUUCCGUAUAUUUUGUAAGACAGGGGUAACGGUUUUAUUCUGUUCAUUGUAAUCAUCCUAUUAUUAUAUUGGGCAUUGGAAAUAUAAUCACAUAUAAUCACUGUUAUUCAUACAUUCUUGUUAAGGAAAGUAAUGCAUUUUUCUGUUGAGGCUAUUUUAACUAUAAGCCUAUGUGUAUCAUCAUACA